AAGAACAUGCCUUUUACCAACACAAUGAUAGCCAAUAAGACAACGGUGUUAAGCUGGACAACAACCACCUGCAACUCGAAGUCCACUGAACAGGUCAGAACAGCUGGUAAGAACUUUGUCUUCUUUGUCGAGGAACCAUCAAGUUUUGAACCUGAAAGUAUUGGUAAUCUGCACCGGAGCUCCACUAAAAAGAGUUCAACGAAAGUCCUGAUUGGUACACAAGCAGUUGACAACACGGAGGUGAAGUGUCCCUUAAAGCCAGUCAAUAAUUGCCUUUCAAAGUCAAGACCAGCUGGUAGUGAGCAGAAAAUGUUGAAUCCAAAACUUGGCACCAGCAGCCCAAGCCUGGAUAUCAACAGUGUCACUGAAAAUGAACUUUCCAUGCAGAAACCAUUGAAGAGUACUUCCAAUGAAAGAUAUCCCCCCAAUAAAACAAGCAUCAUUAUUAGGAAUCCAAGUAUCAAGCAAAAGAUUUCAGAAUGGGAGGGUAAGAAGGAAACAGUGAUUUCAGCAAAUAAAGAAAAAUUGGAAAAUAAAGAAGCAAAAGAACUUGACAAGUUGGAACUGGUGAAACAAGUUGAAGGGAAUGUCCUUAAAAAGACUGAAUGUAAACAUUCAAAAGUUUGGAACUUAGACAGCAAAGAUGCUGGGAAAGAGAAUGAAUACAAGGUAGAUGAUGGAAAGGCUGGGUCCUUGGAGACUGAAAGCAGAUUGUCUGGAUGCCAGCAGAAUGAGAUGAUAAAGUCUGAUCUGACACAGCAAGUUGGCAGAAAGGUAAAAGAGGUGACCUGUACUAAAUUUGUGACAACACAGCCCUUGAAAAGGGACCGAACAAACGUGUUGAGUCACAUCAAGAAGCUGGAAGAAAAGGCAAAGGAAGAUUCAGCUUCAAGCCAACUUAAGCUGCCAGGUGAUUACUAUACCCCUCAGAGACUUCAGGAGGCAUUGGCUGCCCAGGGGCCAACACCAUCUAAGGAGAAAAAGGAUGGCAGCUGUAGCUCGGAGCUCAAGCGCAAGCAUAUCCAAUCCAAUUCUGAUUCUGAAGCAAGUGAGCUGAGCUUUGGGACGCUGGACAAGGUGAAGGUUUCCUGGGCAAGCUGUAAAAUUAGAAAUGUGGAGAAUAUCUACUCAGAACCUGGAACUCUGGAACAGGAGCUUGCAGUGAAUCCUGUGCCCAAACCUAGGCGAACUUUUGAAUAUGGGACAGAAAAAAUGGCUGGUCUGCAUUCAUUAAGGAAGAGCACCCGGCAAUUACCAGACUUACCAACCGUUCCCCCACCUUUGCCAUUGUCACCUCCCCCUACGGUCAGUACAGGGGCACUAAAUGGGAAACCAAAGAUAAACAGUAAGGAUAACCGUCGGAAAUCCUUUGAGUUUGAAGAUAUAAAAGAUUUUCAAAGGCAGCAAUCUCCUAAUUUCUGCAGAAAUGGGCAAGUGGAUUGGUAUGCUCAAUCAAAGUUCGCACUGAACUACACUGUAUCAGAGGAAAACAUCUAUGAAGAUAUCCUGGAUAUUCCAAAGGAAAACCCUUAUGAAGACAUAGAGUCAUCUGACAGGCACUCAUUGGGAAAACAGUGUAUCCAAGUUCAUCCUUCAUUAGCUGGAUCUGUGUCUAAGCCAGGGUGUCCAUCAGAAAUUAGGCCAGAGACUCCUACAAAGCUUCCAGUGAAGACUCCCUCCCUUUUUCGACACUCCUCAGAGAGAAGAAGUUUCAAAUUGCUGGAUCUGAGAAAAAUGAAUAAAGAUGGAAUAAGCUCACCACCAAAAGCCAGCCCACCAUCUACUCCCAGCAGUCCAGAUGACACAUUGAGCCUGGCAGGAGACUCUCAAGUAUUAAAGAGAAGGAAGAAAAUUCCUAAGGUGGUACUGAAAAUUAAUGCAAUCUAUGAAGCCAGGAGGGGGAGAAAGAAAGUGAAGAGGAUCACUCAGUCUUCAGAAACCAGCACAGGAAGAGUUACAGAUGAAAACAGUGAAACUGACAGUGAGACUGAAGAGAAACUUAAAGCUCACAGCCAGCGCCUUGUGUUGGUCAAAUCCAUGCUGAAACAAAAGAGUCGCUAUCGGACUUUAGAGAGAGAUCUCAUCGAAUUUCAGGAGUGGCAAUUAUUUGAGUUCUUUGUCGUGGUUGCCCUCCACAUGAAGAAGGGAAGUAGUGUGUAUGUUCCUGAGGUUACCCAACAGUUCCCCCUCAAGCUGGAUAAACCAUUCAAGUUCAUGCGAGAAACGGAAGAUCAGUUAAAAGUCAUCCCACAGUUUUGUUUUCCUGAUGCCAAAGACUGGGCUCCUGUCUCUGAAUUUGCGAGUGAGACCUUUUCUUUUGUCCUGACCGGAGAAGAUGGGAGCAGACGAUUUGGGUAUUGCAGGCGCCUAUUGCCCACUGGGAAGGGGAAACGUUUGCCUGAGGUUUACUGUAUUGUCAGCCGGCUGGGCUGCUUCAACCUUUUCUCAAAGAUCCUGGAUGAGGUGGAGAAGCGACGAGUGAUUUCCCCUGCCCUUGUUCAACCAUUCAUGAGGAGCAUUAUGGAAGCUCCAUUCCCUGCUCCAGGGCGAACCAUCACUGUUAGAAACUUCCUUCCAGGAUCAGGGAAUGAGGUAAUCCAGCUCUGCAGGCCACUGGACUCUCGUCUGGAGCAUGUAGACUUUGAGUGUCUCUUUUUGUCACUGACUGUUCGCCAGCUCACUAAAGUCUUUGCUUCUCUUCUGCUAGAAAGGAGGGUGAUUUUCACAGCAGAUAAACUCAGUACCUUAUCCAAGUGUUGCCAUGCAGUGAUGGCACUUUUGUAUCCUUUUGCCUGGCAGCACACUUACAUCCCUGUACUACCUCCAUCCAUGAUUGACAUAGCCUGCUCUCCCACUCCAUUUCUGAUAGGACUUCUCUCCAGCUCCUUGCCCAAGCUGAGGGAUCUGCCACUUGAAGAGGUAAAGAGUGUUGAUACAUUGACUGAAAAUACAUAGGAAUGAAAAAUGGGC
Messenger RNA from Rhincodon typus (whale shark), 2970 nucleotides. Its product is annotated as DENN domain-containing protein 2A-like. Gene Ontology annotation, biological process: retrograde transport, endosome to Golgi. The transcript is spliced from 14 exons. Lineage: Eukaryota; Metazoa; Chordata; Chondrichthyes; Orectolobiformes; Rhincodontidae. The record is from RefSeq and is a predicted model, not a curated record. Gene Ontology annotation, cellular component: actin cytoskeleton. Bases 7 to 2955 code for a protein of 982 amino acids.